UUGACACUUGACAUUGACAGGUUAUCAAACAUGGCUGAUGCAGCAGCAGCACGUCGUGAGGCACGAAGAAAAAGAAUUUUAGAAAAUUCUCACAAUAGAUUGCAACUUAUAUCAGGCAAAAUCAAUGAUGAUUGUUGUAAAGAUUCUCUUCGAACUCCUAUGCUUGAUCAAAAUGUUGACGUACCCCUUAUAACAGAGGUUAAUACAGUUAAUACGUGUUAUGCAAAUAAUGGAUUGUCAGUCAGUAAUUUGGAAACAUUUACAAGUGAGAAUACAGAUGUGCUCAAUGACUUGACAUCUUUUCUACCACCAACACCCGAACAUUCACCAUCACAAGACUCAUCGUUAUUCGGUAAACUAGUCGAUAAUAAAUAUGACAUAGUUCUAUUAUCAUUAUUUAUGCAAAUACUUAAUGGACUGUCUAUUAUUAAAGUGGAACAAUCAUAUUUUUUUCUACCAUUAGCUUUAUAUGUUGCCACUAAGUUGUUCUUUUUUCCCAAGGAAAGUAAUUCCAGUAUUGCUAACACUCUUUUACAAAUGCAAGGAAUUUCAGCGCAGAAUGUAAAAGUAAUAUUAAAUGUAAUGCAAUUGUUUAUGGUAAUUUCAAGAGAUGUUUGUGUGUUUUUAUUUACAACUAUAUGUUUACAAUCAAUUCACUCCAUGUUAAUAGAUGUAACCACAUAAUGUACAAUGCAAUACAAUCACAUUUAAUCUUGUGAAUGGAUGCAUUGUACAAACAGCUCUUGUUAUUGUUUUGGGGCACUAGGGAAGUUUGGAAACGGUAAUUACAAUGGCUUGUGCCUUUGAUGAGAGAAUUUGUGACAGGAGUGUAUACUUUAGUCACUUAUUGCCAUUUUAGUUUUAAUAUAGUGCAUUAAUUUUUCAUUAACAAGGGAAACCAGAUAUGACUAUAAUAUAAAAUCAAAGUGUAUUCAAAUGAACUUCCAUUAUUAUUAAUAUGUUAAAUCAGUUGAACUUGGAUAGGUGAGAGUGUACGAGUGAAAAAUUUUACACUUAAAGAGGUUUCUCUCUAACCUGAGUUUCUUGCUUGCGGAGGUUGUCUGUCAGGACCAUACAAUGACUCUUGUUUAAAGAGUUUUCUUAUCAUAUUCUCUUUUAUCCAGGUUCAACUGUAUUCAGAGACUGUAAUGUGUGUUUGUAUCUAAUCCAUUAUGACUUCCUGUAGUCUUAUAGCUGGAAUGACUUUGUAAAGUGAGGUGUCUGUUUUAAAUUAACUUACUGAAAUUAAUUUGUUUUUUCUCAUCUGAUAACAUUUAUUCACUUUAUGUGCCAGUUCUUUAUCAUCAAAUUGUAACAAGAUUUCAUGUAUUUUUAUAUUUUUAGAUUGUAUAUUAUAAAUAAAAUUAAUUUAUGGCUAGUAUGAAUAACUCUAUGCCUAUGCAAGCAUUGGCUAUAAUAUAUUGCAUUUAAUAUUUAAUGCACAGUUAUUUCAACUGCUGUAUAUUUUUAUAUGUACAUUUUAAUACUAUUCUGAUAAUGUUUAGUUUAACAUUCAAAAGCUGUAAUGUAUUAUUACUUUCAGUGCCACCAAUUUGCCUGGAACUUCCGUAUGAACAGUUUAGUGGUAUGGAAUGUGUAAAAUUUAAUAAAAUUGUAUUGCCAAUUGAACCUUCAAUGUCAGGUCAGCUUGAAAUAAAUUUGUAUACAUUAAAACAAUUAACUUUUAUAUAACAAGCUCUGAUAAUUGUGUUACAUUUUGACUUCUCAAACCUUACUAACUACUGGAUGUUUAUCUGUUAGAUUUCUUAUCCAAAGUUCUGAAAGAAAUCGGGAAAUAUCAAUAAGUUUUAUAGUUCGGGUAUUUAAAUUACACUGUUUCUUCUUUUUAAAUGCAAAGUGCCUUGUCCAUUCUUAAUUUAUUAAAUUCUACAAUAGUUUAAAGUGAAAAAUUAGUUAAAAUGUCCGAGCUCUAAAUUUAUAGUUUUAAACUUUCAAUUUAAAUUAGGACAAUACAAAAUAAAAGUCCAUUAUGCAGUAAAAAGUAUAAGAAUUACUAAUAAAUAUAUUCUAAGGUGUUUGUACUUGAAUUGUAAUAUAAAUAAUAGCUGUAAAAAUCAGCUUUUAUCUUAUAAAUUGUUGUUUCUGUAUGUAAUGAAUUUCUUAAAGCGUAAACUCCGUAAAUAUGUACCAAAGAUGUUAAUAUCACUAAAAUCUGUAACAUUCACUGUAUAUUAAUUUUCUUUUCAAAUUGUUAAAUGUGUGAUGGAAUUCAACCAUUUCUGUAAAGUUAUGAUCACCGAUUUUUAUACAUGUAAAAUUAAGUGGGCAGAAAUACACCUAACCAAAUGUUAAUAAAAUUGUUUUAUAUGCCAAUAAAAGCGACAAAAUUGUGUUGUGUGUGAAAAAUUGUAAUUAAUAAAACAGAACAGAUUUUAUUUCAAUUAUAUUUUUUA
Molecule: messenger RNA, 2414 nt
Organism: Papilio xuthus (Asian swallowtail)
Lineage: Eukaryota; Metazoa; Arthropoda; Insecta; Lepidoptera; Papilionidae
Exons: 2
Coding region: 31-684 (217 amino acids)
Source: RefSeq, a predicted model, not a curated record